CCGGCUUCGUGGUGAAUCGUUCUUUCUGUCCCUGGAAGCGGCACAGAGAUCAGCCGCUUGUCGAGUCAGUUAAAUACAACAAAUCUAGUUGAAUACUAAUUUACUGGGGUCUUAAAGCUCAUCACGAUAGCAUCAAACAUGACGUACGGAGCUAUGUCUAACGGUUACCACAAUAGCGGAAGUUACAGAGGUGGGAAAAGUCAACAACAACCAAGAAGUAGGUAUGCAACUCUUGGCACACCUAAUGGACGAUUUGGAAAUCGCAACAACAAAAAUUCUACAAACAGUGCUGGUACUAACUUGAGGAAACCAAAUUGGAGCUUUGAAAGUUUGAAGCCCUUCAAAAAGGACUUCUAUAUACCCCAUCCUAAUGUUCAAGGACGUCAUCCACGAGAUGUAGAUGUAUUUAGAUCAGAUAACCAAAUUACUUUAAAAGGGGAUAAAGUUCCUAAUCCUAUUCAACAUUUUGAAGAAGGAAAUUUCCCUGACUAUGUAAUGCAGGGUAUUAGAAAGCAAGGAUUUAACGAACCAACUGCUAUUCAAGCGCAAGGAUGGCCGAUCGCAAUGUCUGGUCAAAACAUGGUUGGAAUUGCUCAAACUGGGUCUGGAAAGACUUUGGGAUACAUUUUACCUGCGAUAGUACAUAUUAACAGCCAACAACCGUUAAAUCGCGGUGAUGGACCAAUCGCUCUCAUAUUAGCACCUACCAGAGAGCUGGCACAACAAAUUCAAAGCGUCGCUAACGAUUUCGGUUCUUUGUCUUAUGUGAGAAACACCUGUAUUUUUGGUGGUGCACCAAAGGGAAGUCAAGCACGCGAUUUAGAACGAGGAGUUGAGAUCUGUAUUGCUACACCAGGACGUUUAAUUGAUUUCUUGGAACGUGGCACAACCAAUUUACGUAGAUGCACUUACUUAGUGCUGGAUGAAGCUGAUAGGAUGUUGGACAUGGGUUUUGAACCACAGAUUCGAAAAAUUAUUGAACAAAUCAGGCCUGACAGACAGGUUCUUAUGUGGUCUGCAACAUGGCCAAAAGAAGUUAGAAACCUUGCAGAGGAAUAUUUGACAAAUUAUACGCAACUGAACAUUGGAUCUUUAACGCUGUCUGCUAAUCACAAUAUUCUUCAAAUUGUUGAUGUUUGUCAAGAACAUGAAAAAGAAACAAAAUUGGGAACUCUUCUUCAAGAAAUUGGUAAUGUGAAUGAAGACGGUGGGAAGACUAUAAUUUUUGUAGAAACAAAGAAAAAGGUGGAGAAUAUCACUAGAAAUAUUCGUCGCUAUGGAUGGCCUGCAGUAUGCAUGCAUGGUGACAAAUCUCAACAAGAAAGAGAUCAUGUCCUUAGAGAAUUUAGGAACAACAGAGGUUCGAUUCUUGUAGCAACGGACGUUGCUGCUCGUGGAUUGGAUGUCGAUGAUGUAAAGUACGUGAUCAACUUCGAUUAUCCAUCAUCAUCUGAAGACUACAUCCACAGAAUAGGCAGAACUGGUCGGUCAAAUAGUACAGGAACAAGUUACGCGUUCUUUACACCACAAAACAGUCGACAGGCUAAAGAUUUAAUUAAUGUACUUAAAGAAGCCAACCAAAUUGUCAACCCAAAACUUUCCGAACUUGCUGACCGAAGUGGGAAUUAUGGUGGCCGAAAUCGUUGGGGAUAUGGCGGAGGCAAUCGCGGCAGAGAAAAUAUGUUUUCUGGAACGCAUAAACGAUUUGAUAUUGGAAGGAACUCUAGUUAUAACUCUAGUUGAUUUGUUUCGACUUUCGAACCACAUUUCUAAAUGCGUAUAAACCUCUUGGAGACCUACAACUUAUUUACAAUUUUUUUUAUCUGUGAUUAGGAAAAAGUUCUCCGUACAGGUUGUACUAUCAUACUCCAGUUAUGUGCUCUGCUAACUUUUUAUGUUAUUUUUAUUUAUGAUCGUAUUGUUUUUGUUAGCACUAGUACAAAACUCAAGAAACAGGAAAUAUCUUGACAAAUUUAAGUUAUACGAUAAUAUUAAAUAUUUUUAUUUUUUUCACACAUUGAGACGCGCGUAAAAUAAAUACUAAAUAUAUGGUAGUUAACUGUCGAUAAAAAAUGGUAAAACAAAUACCUAAUACGAGACAUCUUCUGUUGUCAAAUUUCAAUUCUAAAUAUCUGCAACGUUCAAUUUUAAUCAUACGUUUCUUCAAGUUUUAAAAAUAUUGGUGAAAUCUUUGGUUAGUUGCGCGUCUCGGGAAGUAGGAGUUCAGUAAGUUGUGAAAUAAUAGUAACUGUAUCAGUAUUCAUUCCAAUUCUUUUAAUAUGGCCGAUAUUAGUUAUAUUGGUCAUAUUAUGAAGUCUACGCUAUUAAAUGAAAUGAGAGAACGCACUGAAUAUUAUGACUGUGAAGCUACAAUUUUCUUACAUGUAUGUCUUACUAAUAUUAGUUCUGUGUAUGUCGAUAAACGAAAUAGUCCUGAUCUACCAGAAGAAAUAUUUCUCUGAUAAAUCAAUCUUUUUCUAGUAAGGUUACCCAUGUAUAAAAAUGUAGUUUGACUUAAAUUUUCCAUCGGCAUGUCGGACUAAUCGAAGCCGCCAUGACACCUGGAAUCAGCGUUCCAACCAAUAAAGGUUUUUGUUAAUUAUAUACCCCUUACCGUUUAAAGCACUUAAGAAACUAUCGCACGUCAAUGUAUCACAUUUUCAGUUCUCAGUAAUAAAUUUCAAAACAGAUUAAAAGGUAAACAAA
Messenger RNA from Hylaeus anthracinus, 2706 nucleotides. Its product is annotated as ATP-dependent RNA helicase p62-like. Lineage: Eukaryota; Metazoa; Arthropoda; Insecta; Hymenoptera; Colletidae. The record is from RefSeq and is a predicted model, not a curated record. Gene Ontology annotation, cellular component: cytoplasm; nucleus; ribonucleoprotein complex. The transcript has 7 exons. Gene Ontology annotation, molecular function: RNA helicase activity; ATP binding; RNA binding. The coding region runs from base 139 to 1743 and encodes 534 amino acids.